GGUCUAGCUGUGCCUCACUGAGCAGUGAGUAUGCACUGCUCAGUGGUCACUUUCCUUACUCUUUUCGUCACCUUAGUCAACUUAGGCAUCCACCGAAUCCCAUCCCACUACCCACCCGGUCCGUCCCAAUGGGCUGGGCCCCACUGGCCAUCGCUGUUCUGACAGCAGCUCUGAUUCCUCAGCUAGUGGCAUCCUCUCCCAUCGAGAGCGUGCAGCCCAACUCCACGUUAGACGUCCUUCGCGAGUGCCGUCACGACUCUACAGCUGUUCACUGCGACCUCAAGGAUUGGCCAAACAGACAGGUCACCCUAUCGGCAAAGUCCCUGCCAGAGCACACCAGGCGUGUCACUAUAGAAAACGUCAAGGAGCUAGUAAUUGAAGCAAACGCCAUCACCUCUCUGGCCCACCUGGAAGUCAUUCAACUCCAUAACAUCGGUACGUUGACUCUCUUGACGCGCUCUCUUGCACGCGACAGAGAAACCGGCCCAAUGGAUCUGCUAAUUAACGACGUGCAGAACCUCGAGGUGCACAAGGAGACGUUUUCAAAAUGGCGAAACCAAUCUAAGGUCCAUAUCAGCGGUGUAGAAAACUGUCAAUUGCUCGACAUGGCCUUUGCAUCAACGCAUCUUCGUUCUCUGUCCAUUCAGAAAGUAACUAGCCUGGAUAUCAAGCAAGGCGCCUUCAGUGCAGCUUCCUCUAUCGACAACAUGAGGAUGACGGAGAUAGAAUCUUUGUCCAUCUCUACAGGAGCAGUCACAUCCAAUGUCACUCUGAAAACAAUGAAAAUGGCAGACAUCGAUGCCCUGUCGUUGCAACCGGGGGCAUUCGCACAUGGUUCAACGAUUCACGAAGUAAAUAUAAAACGAGUGCCGAACCUCCAUAUUGCCUCAGGUGGAAUCAAUUCGAUCAUAGACAACGUUAAGCUGAGCGAGGUUAGCAUGGAAGCUUGUGAGGGACACACUUUCGGUAGCUCGAUGAAGUCACUUGCAAUGGUUUCAUCGCAUAUCAACCGGACAAAAACCAACUGUAUUUCGGCCGUGAAGACCAAACUGCUUCUGGAGGCCUGUCAGAUCGAUCUCGUCGAGCCUCUGGCAAUUCAUGGAGCAAUCGAACUUGUCGAAAUCAGGAGCAGUGACUUCGGGAUUAUUGACAGAGAAGGGCUGAGGGUGAACGUAGCAAAGCUAUCCGUCGAAGAGAGCGCUUUUGAUAAAGUGUCUGAUCGGGCACUGGCUGUCCACGCUACAGAACAAAUCGAUUUCAAGGACUGCAACAUCAAUAUCUUGCAAAAUAAUGCUUUUGACCUCCUUCGCAUGAAAGCAGACGCCCAAGAACAAAUCAUAUUGGACAAUCUCAAGAUCAAGACACCCGAGGAGGGAUCUUUGCGAUUCACCCGCAGGCAAAACAUCCUGAUACAGCAGCUUGAGAUCGGUAUUCCGUGCAAUUGUCCUAUGGCAGAUGUAGCGACAGCACUAGGGCUGGGCGAUGAGGAACACGGCAAUAAUGAUGGCAUCAGAAGGCUGCCUCUUCAGAUCAGUUGUGAGCACAACGGUAGCUGGCCCACUUUGGCUGAGUACCAACUACAGUUUUGUCCGGACUUGCCAGCUGCUCCGUCGACCACCACUGCUCUGCCGACUACCAGUGUCCUCGCCACAACCAUCAGCAUGCCCAGAGAGGACAGGCCAACGCUUCAGCCUCAGAGCAGCGCCGGAGAUUCCCCAGAGCAGGGCCCUCAAAGGGCUUCUCACACAAUGCACCAGCACGGAGAUUCCCCGGAUCAGGUCCAGACCGGCAGCUCCCACAAUCUGAUCCUGAUCCUCACCACCACUUGUGCCGUCCUGAUUGUGCUAGUCGUCAUCGCCUUAUUUGCCCGCCGUCACUUUGGACACUUGCCGCGGCACCCAUCUACUCCAGGGCGAAAUUUCUGGCGACGUAUUUUUACCAGAGAUCAGCAGACGAGCGGAUCUUCCCAGCCCCUCACAAUCAGCGCACCGAUCCUUGGCGUAACCGGACCAGCCUGCAGCACGCCCCACCAGGCAUCAGUCCAGAGUGUCACAGACAGCCAGGCCAGUACUGGACCCACCGAGUCACACACCAGCCGAGGGACGGUUCAGGGGACUGACUCGCCAGGCAUUCAUCUCCUGUCUCUAGAAGCCCAGGGAGGAGCUCACGGUGGUUCGUGGCAGGAGCCGCGGUAUUACGUGGAUAUCCCCGUCGACAUCAGACCGCCCAGUCAGCGACUCGUGCGGCCAAGACCAGCUCGGACGCACCGUUCAGGGGGAGGCGCACGUGAGAGCAGCCGUGCGCGGAGCGAGCGACGUGACUGGGAAAGCUACCAGAUGAAUCGGCAGAAGGACCCGCGAAUCCAACAGCUGGCGCGCGACCCGCGCUGGGCGCGCGGCGAGAUCCUGCUGGACCCGGAGUUUUAGGGACAGCUGAUCAGAUACCUAUGUAAAGUUGCGGUAGGUAGCAUGGGCUGUAAUUACGAGCUGUGUGUCAAAUAGAACUGCUGCUAAAUCACGUAGCGAUUGUGCAAUGUGAAGUACAAAAUUCAAACAGGGUCAGUCAGAAUCGGCCGUGAUGCCUAUUGGCCUGACACGCGGGUUAAGGGUGCUUGAGUGUGCUUUGGUUACGUAACCAAAUCAAUGUUUAGUCUAUCUAUUGGUGCUUUGUUAGAUAUUACCCAGUCAACAAAACUUCUAUUAAAGCAAUGCAACAAUGCUGUGAUAUUGAUGUUGAAAGUCAAUGGGUCAUUACCUAAGUACUUUUUGUGUUUUGAGAGAUGUGUCGAUCGAAUACGAGUGCCUGUGCAUCGUAAUUCUUACGGUAGGUAUACCUAUUUCAUAGUUAUGCAAUGUAAUUGGCUUGCGUUAAGAUGCAGAAUGUAUAAAUGAAUGAA
Molecule: messenger RNA, 2896 nt
Organism: Amphibalanus amphitrite
Lineage: Eukaryota; Metazoa; Arthropoda; Thecostraca; Balanomorpha; Balanidae
Exons: 2
Coding region: 129-2426 (765 amino acids)
Source: RefSeq, a predicted model, not a curated record